This is a messenger RNA of Pomacea canaliculata, 1913 nucleotides long. RefSeq names its product visual pigment-like receptor peropsin. Gene Ontology annotation, cellular component: photoreceptor outer segment; membrane. Gene Ontology annotation, molecular function: G protein-coupled receptor activity. Lineage: Eukaryota; Metazoa; Mollusca; Gastropoda; Architaenioglossa; Ampullariidae. The record is from RefSeq and is a predicted model, not a curated record. The transcript has 7 exons. Gene Ontology annotation, biological process: G protein-coupled receptor signaling pathway. The coding region runs from base 390 to 1373 and encodes 327 amino acids.
ACAGACGGCGGACUUGAAAGCUGCAAUUAUUGUCGAAUGAUGUUCAAGGCUACUUACUGCACGCUGAUGAACCUCUUACGGGGAUGGGAGCCUGUAAGCGCCUCCGCUGGAUAAUUGACCAUACAUCGCGUGUCAAACCUCACCUGCCGACACAUGACAGUCACCCACCCAGAGACAUGCACCCAUGCCGUGCUAGGGGUCAUGACCCCGUCAUAUUUCAUGGGAAGUCAGCGGCGCAGCAACAUCACUUUGCAUCAAGCUGGCCAUCAAAGCAUCGGCGGCGGCGGCGGCAGCAGCAGCAGCAGGAGGAGAAAGCAGCUUUGAUGCAAGCUUGAUUUAUCUUGACUGUGGCCAGCAGUGACUUGAAAGCGCAUUCGACUAACAGGGCAAUGGCUACCGACAGCAUGGAGCAAAUGUGUGCAUCCUCACCAUCGGAAUUCACGCGCUUCGAACAUGCAACAGUUGGAGCGUUGUACAUGAUCUUUGGUGUGGGUGGAGUGGUCACCAACCUUCUGAUUAUCCUGGCCUUCUUUAAGGACAAAGCCUUGCUGCGUGGAAGCACAUCGUGGCUGCACGUGAGCCUGGCGUUUGCCAACAUUUGCGUGGUGGCACCAGCUCCAUUCCCCGCUUCCUCCAGCUUCAGUGGAAGGUGGCUGUACGGAGACAAAGUUUGCCAGGCAUACGCAUUUGAAGGUAUGUUCGUGGGAAUCGCGGCCAUCGGUGCAGUGUUCUCCCUUUGCGUGGAACGGUAUCUGGUCAGCAAGCGAGAAGAUGCAAUGCAGCAAAAUCCAGCGGCCUUUUAUUGGGUCGCCACGGUCAUCAACAUCAGCAAUGCACUCUUCUGGUCUGUCAUGCCGCUGUUGGGAUGGAGCAGAUACAGUGUCGACCACACGGGAGCCGCUUGCGCCAUCGACUGGAAGAGCGGAGACGAGAGUUACGCCUCCUACAUGACCAUGCUCUGCUUCUUCCCCUUUGCCUUGCCCUUCGCCUUCGCCAUUGCCUGCCUUUACGCAUCCAUUCCCAAAGCUCCGGCCCUGACUUCCGCUUCCGGUUCCUUGCCACAGGCUAGUGGACAGCCUGCUAGAGACCACACAACGUCCAGCUUCACUGAAGGACAGCUACGAUGGCUGUGCCUGUGCUUCCUGGUGUUGGUGCUGGUAGGCUGGGGGCCCUUCGCCUGGCUCUGCCUGUGGGCGAUGGUGGGGGACACGGCCGGGGUGUCCAUGCUGGCGGCAACCAUCCCCCCGCUGGCCUGCAAGUUCACCACCAUGAUGUACCCGCUUACCUACAACGUCAUCAACCCUCGCUUCCGCGCUGCCUACUUCUCCAUCCUGGGCACGAGCGCCACGGAGGAGACGGUCAAGGUCGACUGAAGGGACUGGGCGAAGGGGUGGGCUACAGGGGUGGGGUUAGGGGUAUGUAGAAAGGAAAAGGACAUGUUUGACGAUUUUAAUUUUUAGAAAGAUGCGAACUGAAGAGCAUCACCCGCUUUGGCGUUUUAUAUUUUUCAGGUCCUGUUGAUACUUGAUUCACUGAAAGAUCGUUGUUGCUAUUGCUGUCGCGGUGCCUGAUGAUGUCUAUCGUCUUUCAGCGGAAGCAAACAUUGUACAUAAAUGCAGUCUAUACAAAAUCGGUGUGGGUUUUGUUUUUGUUUUUUACACAGCCUCUCCGUAUCUAGACAAAUUUUUCUAUUUAGGAAAAUUAGUUUAGCAUGGAAUAUCCGUCAGCAACAGGCACUGUGGAAACCUCCGAAACAACAUUUGUUCAGGCCCCAGCAAUUACUUUCUCCCCCUCCCUGACGACUGGGGACAAGGUACAAAACCCUGGCAUGAAUUGUGUGAGCAUUGAUAUCGUAUUAAUUGACCCACAGCCGCCUUUCCCUCUUUGACUUGGAAGGAAAUAUUUAUGAAAAG